AUGGAUUUGCGUGCCCGAGCGCAAGAAUUUAUCUUGGUUGAACAAGACGAUCAAACAAAGAAAGAGAGAGACAACUGGCGCAAUCAACUAGACUCAACAGCGGAAAGGGGGCGCGCGUCCAAGGAUCAACGACCAGCUCAAACGUCGCGUCAACCUCGGUCGGCGCCCUACCAAUCUGCAAGGCAAGGGCCACAAAGCAACACUUGGCAUAGAAAUGCCCAAGCCGCUCCGGCAAAUCAAGCGACACAUGGGGGAAACGCGCCCAUACAGGGGCAGCAAACAAAGUUAAACGCCCCUCUUAGUGCGAUUUUGCGAGUAGUUGGGCAGACAAAUGCAGUUCGGUACCCAGAGCCACCCAGGCGACCUCCGACAAAUGUUGAUAUGACCAAGUGGUGUGAUUUUCACAAGGCUGUGGGCCACACCACAGAUAAUUAUUGGACAUUACGCAAGGAGAUCGAGCGGUUGAUCAAAGCUGGACACUUAGCAAAUUUUGUGUCAAAUGAACCCGCCCAAACUGAAGCAGUUGUGGCCACUGAGGCAGGAACUUCAAAAGGAAAGGAGGUGGUUGAAAAUUUUGGCGUACCUGCUGGGUCAUGCUCUUCAAUCGCUGGAGGAUUUGGCGGCGGGCGAUUAUCUAGCAUAGGAAGAAAAGGAUAUGUGGAAGCGGUGAAUUCGAUGCACAAAGCCUAUGAAGGGGAGUGUUGGUUGAACCACACUCCUAUUACUUUCACACCUCAGGACUUUGAUCAUGUUACUCCACAUGAUAAUGAUCAUAUUGUGGUGACACUCCCAGGAAACAACUAUGUUACUAAAAAGGUCUUUUUAGACCAAGGAAGCUCUGUAGACAUCAUAUAUGGCGAUGCAUUUGAAAGAUUGGGUUUAAAAGAAUCUGACUUAAAGCCAUAUACUGGGUGCUUAGUGGGAUUUAUGGGCGACCGGGAAAAGGUGCAUGGAUAUGUGGAAUUAGCAACAGCCUUCGGCGAGGGAGAAUUUGUGAAAAAGUAUGUGCAAUAA
Messenger RNA from Lotus japonicus, 1014 nucleotides. RefSeq lists its product as uncharacterized. The record is from RefSeq and is a predicted model, not a curated record. Lineage: Eukaryota; Viridiplantae; Streptophyta; Magnoliopsida; Fabales; Fabaceae. The coding region runs from base 1 to 1014 and encodes 337 amino acids. The transcript has a single exon.